Messenger RNA from Dioszegia hungarica, 762 nucleotides. Its product is annotated as P-loop containing nucleoside triphosphate hydrolase protein. The transcript has 4 exons. Gene Ontology annotation, cellular component: cytoplasm. NCBI's taxonomy places the organism in Eukaryota, Fungi, Basidiomycota, Tremellomycetes, Tremellales, Bulleribasidiaceae. The coding region runs from base 1 to 762 and encodes 253 amino acids. Gene Ontology annotation, molecular function: gluconokinase activity. The record is from RefSeq and is a predicted model, not a curated record.
AUGUCAGGCAGCAUCGCAGGCCACAAUGUCUCCUCGGACGUACUGGAGCAGUUCGAAAAGAAGGAUGUGGAACUGACGGUCCCGAAAGGCGCGCCGAGACCGGUGCUGGUUAUCGUCAUGGGUCCUGCAUCUUGCGGCAAGUCCACUAUCGGCCACGACCUCUCCCACGCCCUCUCCCUCCCCUUCAUCGACGGCGACACCCUGCACCCCCAAUCCAACAUCGACAAGAUGUCCGCGGGGACGCCGCUGACGGACGACGACCGGCUCCCGUGGCUCGCGCUGAUCCGGUCCACGGCGGAACGGGUGAGCCGGGACGAGUGGAAUGACAGUGGGUAUAAGAUCCGGGGGUUUGAGGAAGGAGGAUUGGGGAGGCCAGGGGUGAUUAUUGCGUGCUCGGCGCUCAAGAAGUGGUAUAGAGAUAUACUGAGGGGGAACGUUGAGGCGAGCCCGCCUGAGAAGGGGGAUUUGCCGCACAACCACCCCCAAGCCAACCCCUCUUCGGACGCACACCACCCAGCGACCGCCAACCUCCUCACGCUCUUCCUGUACUGCCACGGCUCGCCCGAGACGCUCCAAGCGCGGAUAUCCGCGCGCAAGGGCCACUUUAUGGGGACGCAGAUGCUCGAGAGCCAGCUGCGGACGCUCGAGGAUCCGAGGGGCGAGCAAGGGGUCGCGUGGGUCGAUAUCAAGGCGGAUAAGGAGGAAGUGGGGCGGAGGGCGGUGGAGGGGGUGAGGGGGCUGGUGAAGGAUUUGAAGGACUAG